UGUUCCAUCUAAAAUUCCGUUUCUUGAAAUAACUGCGUAUUUUAUUGAGGUAGUACUUAUACUGUGAUUUAGCUCUUCAAGCAGUGUUAGGAGCAACGGGCAGGUUUCCUUGUCCUCCAGUGUUGCAGUUCAUGGCUGUGCCUGGUUUGCUUCAGGGCCAUGUUGCAAUUACUGUGUAAGCGGUAGCUACGUGAUCGGCAGUGAUGCUCUUCCAGGAGGAGAACAGAUUUGAUGGAUUAUGCAGAGACAGUUUAUGACAAAAAUAAGCAGGCUGAAGCCUCGGUGUGUUAGUUCUCUGGAAACCCACUCUGUGCUGGAGAAUCUGUUUUCUGACACAUCAAGAGGCAAGAGCCACGGCACAGCAACAGCCCUUCCAGGGAGCAAGCGAACACCCCCGACCCCACGACCCCCCUCCGGAGAGGGACGGGAGCAGGAGGACACGCCACUCCGCCCGCAGGUAACCCCGGCCGGGCCACAGCUGCGCCGCUGCUACUGGGGCUCCGCGGCCGCGGAGAAGCUGCGCAGCGCAAGGAUUGGUCACUUUGCCCUGUCAGUCCUCUCGUGUCACCUCCCCCGCCGGGAGACACUGGAGAGGCGCGCGCACGGCGGGGGGCUCCGGCGCGGGCGGCGGGAGGCGGUGGCCGCCCCGGGGAGAGGAGGCGGUGACAGCAGCGGCCGCGGCGGCCGCGGUCGUGCGGCCACUCAGCAUCCUGCACCUGGAUCAGCAGCGGGAGCAUCUGAACCCAGGCGCCGCGUCUCGCAAGAUGGAUGUGGAAGGUAUACAGCUACAUGGGCAUAGAUGACUUAAUCAUAUUUUUAACAGUGAUAUGUUCCCAGUGGACCAAAUUAUGGACCGUGUCAUCUUUUGCCCUGCCAAGUAACUCACUUGAAAUUCUCCUUCUCGGUAAAGUUCUCCUACAAUAUUAUUGUUGAAGAUGAGUCAGAUGCCUUCCGUCCAUUCCCUGCCUCACAUGCUAUGUCAUGCAAGCCUUGAAACACUUAGCACAUAAUUUAAAUGAAUGACUAAUUUGGCCAGCAUAAUGGAAGGCACGCAUACUAUCCUUCAAUUGCACAAACCCAUUAUGGAGCUUUGUUACGUCAGCUUCUAUCUUCCAGAGGGAAAAGUCAGAGGAUUUACUUACAAGGGCUGUGUAACUCUUGACAGAACCAGUAAACGUUUCUGUAGCUGCUAUCAAGUAAGGGAGAGGUUAGAGAUGGAGCUGAGAGAACAGCCAUAUGAGAACUUUGGAGAUAUUAUUUUCAAACGAACUACCACAAAAGACUUUCUCACGGACCUGUACAAACUGGCUGCUGAAAAGGAAGAACUGUUAUCCAGUCUUUUGAGAUCACAUCAUACUCUGGGCCUUAACGCAGGACGUCAGGAAGGAAAGCAACAGGAGGUUUCUGGAGUCCCAAAACUUAAAGGUGAUGAUUACUCCAGUUUCACACAUCAGCAGGAGUUCUUUCUGAAUUCCACAAAUAAAGACAAUUUGAAUCACAAAAAAGUGAGGAAAUAUAGAAGAAAAGAGAGCUCUGAGGAGUUGAGACACCGUAAAGGAGGAAAAAAGAUAUACGAACAACAUCUUUCUUUACUAAGUGUGCCAGACAUGCAACUGGAAAAUAAGAAGAUGCCACCCACAAGAUUUUGUACCAGGAGUUUUCCCAGUUCCUUUUAUACCUCCAGCUGGCGAAUAGUAAAAGGUAAGGAGGACUUACCAGUAGACAAUAGUAUACGACCAGAACAGUGGAUAGAAGAGGGGUAUUUUCUUAAAAACCACAAAGCUGUGAAACUGGAUGCUGACUUACCAAGUUCUGGCACAAAAGACAACAAUGAUAUGGUCACAGCUGAACUAGUGGAUAAUGGAGAAUGCAUUCCUGAAGUUAUGAAGGUACCACAGAGUAUCACUUUGGCAAAGUCAUCUCAGGAUGGUCUGUCUAACAAACUGGAGACAUCAUCUAAAUCUGCAGCUGCUAAAAGUCUGAAAAGUAACAAGUACACUGAGCCAAUAUGCAAGGAGAAAACAGGAAUCACAGUUAUUGCUGAAGUACAGGAUUCAGAAGCUUGUACUAAAAAAGUUGCCAAACCACCUGCAGAGUCUUUACCUGAUUUUCACAAAGAAACCAUUUCUCCUGUUAUCACAACGGUACAUAAUGAGUUCAUAUCGAAAACUGAUGUAUAUUCUGUAGAUGAAGCUGCUGGAGACUCCAAAAACACUGUGCUGUGGGUAAAGGAGGAAGACAGUUCUGGUUUGCAGUACAAAGCAGAGACAAUGCACAUUGCUGAUGAGUCAUGCAACCUUGUGGGAGCAGUCAAUAAAGCUCUUCUGAAAGUUAAACGGAGCGACAGUUUAGAUGAAGCUGCAGAAUGGAAGAGACUGCAACAAAUUACAAGAGGAGACAGAAACCUGCCAGGCUCAGUAUAUGAGAAAAGGACCACAGUAUCCCAGGAAAGCAGCAAGCAUUUAUUUUUGAACCUGCCUAUAAAUGAAAGUCAAGAUAUUUCUCAGACAAGUAAUAAUCUUAAACUUGAAGAGAAAAGGCUACAUUCACCCUCAUUAGCAGCAGUGAGUAAUGUUUUUAGUAAUUCCUAUCCUCUAUCUAAUACACACAAACAAAUGUCACCUAUUCCUUCUCCAUUAUCUUCGGGACUGCCAAGCCCACAGCUGCAUCACCGGAUUCUCCCGUUACCGACACAGAACACUGAGGACGAAUCUACGUUCAAUGACUAUGGCAGUGGGAGACAUAGUGCUAUAAACUUCUCUUUCAGUGAUCUGGAGCCACAGUUUUACCUGAAGCUUUCUGAACCUGGAGAACUGAGCUUUGCCACCAGACAACCAGGCCUACACCAGAAGACAACUGCAGGGCAUUUUGAAAAGUGUGCUGUACAAGAAAAAUUAACUACUCAGACACAGCAGAACUUCUGUCCAGGUGCAGGAAUUUGCACUUCCCCUUGUUGAACUUCAUGGGGUUCCUGUCACGCCAUUUCUCCAGCCUGUAGAGGUCCCUCUGGAUGGCAGCAUGACCCUGUGGUCCCCUGGUGUAUCAGCCACUCCUCUGAGUUUUGUUUCAUCAGCAGACUUGCUGAGGGUGGACUCUGUUCCAUUGUCUGGGUCGAUAAUGAAGAUAUUGAACAGUAUUGGCUCCAGUAUUGAGUCCCAGGAUAUACCACUAGUUUGUUUCCUAGUUUCAAAAGGAAUUAGUGCCACUGGUCACAACCCUCCAGGCCUGCUUGUACAGCCAGUUUUUAAUCCAUUUCAGCUUCCACUUAUCUAAUCUGUAUUUUGUCAGCUUGUUUAUACUGAUGUUAUAGGAGACUGUGUCAAAGGCUUUACUAAAGUAAAGGUAAACAUCAUAGCCUGUUCUCACCUCAUUCACCAAGCUAAUAACCUUAGUGUAGAAGUUAAUUACCCCUUUGUAAAUCUAUUCUGACUAUUCCAAAUCACCUUCUUGUCCUUCUUGUGUUUGAAAAUGCUUCCCAGGAGGAUUUUCUCCAUCACCUUCCUAGGGACCGAGGUGAGAAUGACUGUUCUGUAGUUCCUUGGAUCUUCCUUCUUAAGAUAAGAGUGAUUUUUGCUCUCUUCCAGUCUUAAGAAACCUCUGCCUUUUGCUGUGACCAUUCAAAGAUAUAGAUAGUGGCCUCAUAAUGAGAAUGGCCAGCUCUCAUAGCACUUGUGGGCGCAACUUGUUUGGCCACAUGGAUUUAUUUACAUCCAGUUUGUUUAAAUGCCCCCAACCUAGUCCCCCUCCAUUAAGGCUAAGUCUUCCUUGCUCCACAGUUUCCUUCUCAUCUUGGUAAAUACCAAGCUGAAGAAAGCAUUGAGUACUUUUGUCUUCUCCAUGUCAUUUGUCACCAGUUCCCAAUCUCCAUUCAUCAAUUAUUUAAUUGAUAAUUUCCCCUGAUUUUCCAAACUUGAAUAAUCUUAUCAUGUUUUUUCUAAACAAAGAGCGAGCUCAUGGGUGCAUCAAAUUUAUAAGAUUAAUUAUGAUAAUGAUGUUCAAAAGUUUGGAAUCCAAUCUUGGAUCAUAUAAAUUCUUCCAAUCUAUUUUGAUUAUUUUAAGAUAUUGCCUUCCUUAUCUGACAGUGAAAUUAUUCUGUAGAUUACAGUCUUGAUCAACAAUAAUGAAGUUUUAUGUUAAAUCAUAAUAGAAACAAUAUAAUUCAGUGCUAUACAUACUUGUGGGGUAGCAGUCAUGAGUUAUGUUUUUCCUUGGUGUGUUUGCUAUGGAUUGUCUUCUCUGCAGAAUUUAGUUGCCAUGUCAAUGUUGUAAAUACCAUUCACUUCUAUUCUAAACUUUUUUCUUUUUGCCAAAUAUAAAACUUCGGUGUGUCUCUAGUAUCUUAUGGGAAUUGUGUUACCUAAAGACUCAGUAUGGCUAAAAAGGAGGUAAUUAUUUCUGAGAUAUUUCCACAUAUUGGCUUUCUGAAUCAUAGUGAAUAACACAACUAUCCUGACUGCCACUUAGGCCUGUAAGAUAGAUAUGUUCUUUUAUAUGGAUUUCUGUUGCUCCUUCUGUAGACAGUUUCAGGCUGUGUCUAGUAUUUUCCAGUUAAGUCUGCACAUCCUUUCUAGCUAAGUAAUCUUGCAAAGUUCUCUAAUAGUAUGUGCAACUAAAAUCACAGUCAGUAUACAGCUCUUUAAUGGAUCUUUGUUUUCCUAUUAUAUUCAAUGCAUCAUAGAGCUGCAUGUUACUCAUCAUACAGUGUAUUACAAUUUCCUUCAAGAACAUCAUCGUACAUUAUCUGAGUCUUAUGACACACGGUAAUGAUAAAAGAUCAUUAAUAUUUCUUCCCAGUGAAGCCAAAAUCUUUUUCAUGGUAGUGUAAACAAUAUAAGGCAAUGCUACAUGGAAACUGUAGAUUUGUGGCAGUUUGAAAUGAAUUUAGACAGGACUGAAAGUCCAAGACAAAGUCUCUGAGCUAGAAAGACACUCUGAACACUGACCUUGAUAGAUGCUGUGAACAAAUAGCUCCUGUUUUAGUUGAAUGACUUCCCAGCAUGACACACUUAAGCAACAGUUAUAUUUUCGUCUCCCUCUGUAACAUGUGACUCUUCAGUCAAAGGCAAUCAGUGAGGGGAAACCGAGUGAAUUAAAUUGGAAUGAAAAACCAGAGACAGCUUAAUGUUUUCUGCUGGUCAUAGUUUAACAAUUUUCUGUUUCAUGGGAGAGAGAAAAGGUCGAAACAUUCACACUGGAUUAUAGUUCAUGCACUCAGUUUAAGAGACUUACCGUAAUGAAAUGCACUUCUUUUUUUCAUCAGUAUAAAAAUAAUUUCUUGAAGUAAAAUACUGGCAUAAUGUGGAAGUUGUCAUUUAUUAAAUCUGUAUAAAUUCACUUGGCCAUUUAAAACAAGUUGAUAGAAAAGGUUCAGCUGACAUUUUUGUUGAUGAAUCAGGGUGAUAUGUAAGUCGAGAUCAAAUUUGAGUAUUUACCUCUGUAAAUUUAAUAAAUUUAUUUAUAUUAACAAAUUUAAUAAUGUAUAUAGGAUUAUUUUCAAGCAGUAAUAACUACUCUUUGGUAUUUUUUGUCUGAAAAAGUGACAUUGCACCAAAUCCAGCUCGUAAAAGUAGUGACAAAAUUCUGCAAAUUCUCUGCUAAAAAUGUACUUUAAAAUAUAUGUAAUGAAAAUUAAUAAAGAAGUAAUUUAUGUGUUUGUGGUAUAUCGUAUCAAUAAA
This is a messenger RNA of Columba livia (rock pigeon), 5675 nucleotides long. RefSeq names its product formin-1. The record is from RefSeq and is a predicted model, not a curated record. The transcript has 5 exons. Lineage: Eukaryota; Metazoa; Chordata; Aves; Columbiformes; Columbidae. Bases 1020 to 2957 code for a protein of 645 amino acids.